AUGUGGUGCUGCGCCGGCGAGAGGGAGGAGUACCACGGCCCGCCGCCCGGCAGCCUUGCCAUGCCGCCCCCGCGAGCACCAGCGCAAGCGAGAGGGCCGAACGCGCCGAGGAACGGCGUGGGGCCAGCCAAGGUGCUGCCGAUCGACGUCCCGGCGGUGACACUGGCGGAGCUCAACCGCCUCACGGGCAACUUCGGCGCCCGGUCGCUGGUCGGGGAGGGGUCCUACGGCCGCGUGUACCGCGCCAAGCUAGCCACGGGGGAGACCGUGGCCGUCAAGAUGUUCGACAACGGCGGCUCCGGGCAGUCGGAGGCCGAGUUCUGCGCGCAGCUGUCGGUGGUGUCGAGGCUCAAGUGCGGCCACUUCACGCAGCUGCUGGGCUACUGCCUGGAGCUCAACAACCGGAUCGUGCUCUACGAGUUCGCCACCAACGGCUCGCUCUACGACAUCCUGCACGGGAAGAAGGGCGUGCAGGGCGCCGAGCCCGGGCCGGCGCUCACGUGGGGCCAGCGCGCCCGGGUGGCCCUCGGCGCCGCCAGGGGCCUCGAGUACCUGCACGAGAAGGUGCAGCCGUCCGUGAUCCACCGCGACGUCCGCUCCAGCAACGUGCUCGUGUUCGACGGCCACGAGGGCAAGAUCGCCGACUUCAACCUCACCAACCAGUCCGCCGACACCGCCGCGCGCCUCCACUCCACCAAGGUGCUCGGUACGUUUGGGUACCACGCGCCCGAGUACGCCAUGACGGGCCAGCUCACGCACAAGAGCGACGUCUACAGUUUUGGGGUCGUCCUCCUCGAGCUCCUCACCGGCAGGAAGCCCGUCGACCACACCAUGCCCAAAGGCCAGCAGAGCCUCGUCACCUGGGCCACGCCGAGACUGAGCGAGGACAAGGUCAUGCAGUGCAUCGAUCCCAAGCUCAACAACGACUACCCGCCAAAAGCAGUGGCCAAGCUCGCGGCGGUGGCGGCCUUGUGCGUGCAGUAUGAAGCCGACUUCAGGCCCAACAUGACCAUUGUCGUCAAGGCUCUCCAGCCACUUGUCGGUGCCCGUCCGGGAGGAGGAGAUCACUAG
Messenger RNA from Triticum turgidum subsp. durum (durum wheat), 1071 nucleotides. The record is from the annotation of a GenBank genome assembly. NCBI's taxonomy places the organism in Eukaryota, Viridiplantae, Streptophyta, Magnoliopsida, Poales, Poaceae.